AUGGCCUGGUACUCGCUCACUGCCUACCUGCUGCUUGGUUUCGUGGCAGCCAUUGCGCUCAACCUCAUCUAUCAGCUGCUUUUCCGCCUGCUGAAUAGGACCAGGCCGCCGUUGGUCUUCCACUGGAUCCCAUUCCUGGGUAGUACUAUCCGCUACGGACUCGAUCCGUACAGGUUUUUCUUUUCCUGUCGCGAGAAGCACGGCGACAUCUUCACGUUUGUUCUCUUGGGCCGUCAGACCACCGUCUACCUAGGUAUAAAGGGCAACGAGUUCAUUCUUAAUGGCAAGCUGAAAGACGUGAAUGCAGAGGAGGUGUACGCCCCCUUGACCACCCCGGUAUUCGGUUCGGAUGUGGUCUAUGAUUGUCCCAACUCUAAGCUCAUGGAGCAGAAGAAGUUCAUCAAGUACGGCCUCACUCAGGCGGCGCUCGAGUCCCAUGUGCCGUUGAUCGAGAAAGAGGUCCUGGACUAUCUAGAUACCUCUCCUAACUUCCACGGGCCGUCCGGAGAGGUAGACAUUUCAGACGCCAUGGCGGAGAUCACCAUCUUUACUGCCGGAAGUGCCCUGCAGGGAGAGGAGGUGCGAUCCAAGCUCACCACCGAGUUUGCCAUUCUCUACCACGAUCUAGACAAGGGAUUCAGUCCGAUCAAUUUCAUGUUGCCAUGGGCGCCCUUACCACAUAACAAGAAGCGUGAUCUCGCCCAUGCCCGCAUGCGCGCCAUCUACACUGACAUUAUCGAGAAGAGGCGGCGCGCAGGAACCAAUAUUAACGCCUCGCAGAGGUCAGAUAUGAUUCAGAAUUUGAUGCAGUGCACCUAUAAGAACGGGCAGCCUGUGCCGGACAAGGAGAUCGCACAUAUCAUGAUCACGCUGCUGAUGGCUGGCCAGCACUCAUCGUCUUCGAUCAGCUCCUGGAUCAUGCUCCGCCUUGCCUCCCAGCCCGCAGUCGUCGAGGAGCUCUUCCAGGAGCAGCUGGCCAACCUACCGCGCAUAGGCCCCGAUGGUAGCCUGGCUCCCCUGCAAUACAAAGAUCUCGACCUUCUCCCGCUGCACCAAAACGUGAUCAGGGAGACUCUCCGUCUUAACUCGUCUAUCCACUCACUCAUGCGCAAGGUCAAGAACCAGAUGCCAGUCCCUGGCACUCCCUACGUGAUUCCGACUUCCCACGUCUUACUCGCCUCGCCGGGCAUCACAGCCCUUAGUGACGAGCAUUUCUCUAACGCCAAGGCAUGGGAUCCUCAUCGGUGGGAAACUCAGGAACCCAAAGAGGAUGAGAAGGAGGACAUGGUCGACUACGGGUACGGCGCCAUGUCUAAGGGCUCCUCCAGCCCAUAUCUCCCCUUCGGCGCUGGCCGCCACCGCUGCAUUGGAGAGAAGUUCGCAUAUGUCAACCUAACAGUCAUCGUGGCCACCAUGGUGCGCCACAUGCGGUUAUUCAACUUAGAAGGAAAGAGGGGUGUGCCUGAAACGGACUAUUCCUCGUUGUUUUCAGGUCCCAUGAAGCCCACGCGGAUCCGCUGGGAGCGACGAGCUGCAAUUUCUAAAUAG
Messenger RNA from Microsporum canis CBS 113480, 1548 nucleotides. RefSeq names its product cytochrome P450 51. The transcript is spliced from 2 exons. Gene Ontology annotation, molecular function: heme binding; monooxygenase activity; iron ion binding. Gene Ontology annotation, biological process: ergosterol biosynthetic process. The record is from RefSeq and is a predicted model, not a curated record. The coding region runs from base 1 to 1548 and encodes 515 amino acids. NCBI's taxonomy places the organism in Eukaryota, Fungi, Ascomycota, Eurotiomycetes, Onygenales, Arthrodermataceae.